AUGGUAAAGUUCGUUCUAGCGUCGGCCGUAUUGUGCUGUGCGUUGAGUUACGCCAUCGCUAGCUCCUGCUCGAAUCCGGAGGUGAAAUCUAACUUCUACUCCACCUCGGAUGCCACGAUCGUUAGCCAGAUCGGUUUUGUAACGGAGUUCACGCUUAAGUGUUCGAACGCCGGAGCAGAAAAGCUGCCCCUGUUCGCCGAAGUCCUUGGCAAGUUGGCUCCAGUUGUGCGCAUCGGAGAUAACAAGUACCAGGUCAGCUGGAAUGAGGAAAUUAAGAAAGCCAGCAGCGGAUCGUACGCAGUGCGUCUGUUCGAUGAAGAAUCCUAUGCGGCUGUCCGCAAAGCCCAGCGUGCCGGCGAAGACAUCCAGUCGGUGAAACCGCUCACGACCGUUACCGUGAAUUUCUCCGGUGCAUAUAAGGGACCGUGGGUAAACUCGGAAAUUCUCGCCACUGUGAUGGUUUUCUUCGUUGCAUACGUUGCUUUCACGACACGGUCUAAGCUUAUGGCGUAA
Anopheles marshallii is the source of this 513-nucleotide messenger RNA. RefSeq names its product translocon-associated protein subunit delta (gene Tapdelta). Bases 1 to 513 code for a protein of 170 amino acids. Lineage: Eukaryota; Metazoa; Arthropoda; Insecta; Diptera; Culicidae. The record is from RefSeq and is a predicted model, not a curated record. Gene Ontology annotation, cellular component: endoplasmic reticulum; membrane; endomembrane system. The transcript has 2 exons.